Phodopus roborovskii (desert hamster) is the source of this 948-nucleotide messenger RNA. Its product is annotated as olfactory receptor 7G2-like. The record is from RefSeq and is a predicted model, not a curated record. Gene Ontology annotation, cellular component: membrane. Lineage: Eukaryota; Metazoa; Chordata; Mammalia; Rodentia; Cricetidae. Gene Ontology annotation, molecular function: olfactory receptor activity; G protein-coupled receptor activity. Gene Ontology annotation, biological process: G protein-coupled receptor signaling pathway. The coding region runs from base 1 to 948 and encodes 315 amino acids. The transcript is spliced from 2 exons.
AUGGAGCCCUCGUCUAGUACCUCUAUUUCAGAAUUCCUUCUCCUUGGACUAACUAAUGAUCCUCGGCUCCAACCCCUUAUCUUCAGUCUCUUCUUGUGCAUAUAUCUGGUCACUGUGCUAGGAAACCUGCUCAUCAUUUUGGCUGUCAGCUCUGACAUAAACCUACACACACCCAUGUACUUUUUUCUCUCUAGUCUUUCCAUUAAUGACAUCUGUUUAAACACAAACACAAUACCAAAGAUGCUUAUGAACCUCAUAACCCAGAAUCAAAGCAUAACUUACAUAGCUUGUCUUACAAAAGUUUUGUUUGUGUUGGUUUUCACUGGACUGGAAAACUGUCUCCUAGCUGUGAUGGCCUGUGAUCGCUAUGUGGCCAUUUGUCACCCUCUGAGGUACUCCACAAUUAUAAACCCUUCUUCAUGUAUCCUUAUGGUUCUAAUUUCUCUGUUUUUUAGCUUUGUGUUUGGGCUCUUGCACACUCUCAUGGUUCUUCGCUUGUCUUUCUGCACUGACAUUAAAAUGUCACAUUUCUUCUGUGAACUUGCUCAGCUCCUUAAACUUGCAUGUUCUGAUAUACUCAUUAAUAACAUCUUGGUAUAUUUUGCAUCACUUGUAUUUGGUGGCAUUCCUAUCUCUGAGAUAAUUUUCUCUUACACACAUAUUUUAUCAGCAGUUCUAAGAGUGCCAUCACAAGGGAGAAUAUAUAAAACAUUUUCUACUUGUGGGUCUCAUGUGUCCAUUGUUUUCUUGUUUUAUGGAACAAUUUUAGGUGUGUACAUUAGCUCUGCAGUGACUGACUCUCCUGAAAAGACUGUAGUGGCCUCAGUGAUGUAUUCUGUGGUUCCUCAGAUGUUGAACCCAUUUAUCUACAGCCUGAGAAAAAAGGAUAUGAAGGAAGCCCUGAGAAAAUUAAUCUCAAGGGUUUGGGCUGGUUUACAAUGGCAUUAA